AUGGGUCCUGAUCAUGGAGUUCUCGGGGCCACCUUCAAAGCUACCAGAGCCUUGCAGAUGGCUUCCAUGAUCGCCAUCAUCGGCAUCACAGCCAACUUCAUCUCUGAGAUGGUCAGCGCUGGAGCCACUCCGCCGUCAGUCUUGAUUGCAGUCCUAAGCAUCGUUUGUAUUGCUGUGUUGUAUUGUGCCAUCACCGUCAUUCUUUAUUUCGACAAUAUUCUUCCUUUCUUGAUCAGCACCGGCAUUGACGCUCUUUUCUUGAUUGCUCUGAUUGUUGUAUCGGUCGUGGUUGGAAAGCCCCUCUCCUACCUCGAUUGUCAAGUCCUGGACGAGACUUCGAAUGCCACGUCGAGCGCCUAUGACUUUACAUCGGCCUUGGGUAACAGUCUCAAUCAAGAUGGCAACGUUGACUAUUCACAAUGGAUCGGCACCUCCAAAGCCACUUGCCUCGAAAUGAAGUCGAUCUGGGGAUUGAGCAUUGCUCUCUGCAUUUUAUUCACCUUUUCGGCCGUGAGCACUAUUUGCCUGUGGAAGAGAGCCAAGGCUUCUGUUGACAAAAGUGAGGCAUGA
Rhinocladiella mackenziei CBS 650.93 is the source of this 570-nucleotide messenger RNA. RefSeq lists its product as uncharacterized. The transcript has 3 exons. The coding region runs from base 1 to 570 and encodes 189 amino acids. The record is from RefSeq and is a predicted model, not a curated record. Lineage: Eukaryota; Fungi; Ascomycota; Eurotiomycetes; Chaetothyriales; Herpotrichiellaceae.